Messenger RNA from Naegleria lovaniensis, 648 nucleotides. RefSeq lists its product as uncharacterized. The coding region runs from base 1 to 648 and encodes 215 amino acids. The record is from RefSeq and is a predicted model, not a curated record. The transcript has 2 exons. Lineage: Eukaryota; Heterolobosea; Eutetramitea; Acrasida; Naegleriidae.
AUGGAAGCAACCCGAAGAAAAAUUGCACAAGUUUGUCAAAAGAACGACAAGUUAAUCUUUCUCGAUCAUGAACUUGGUCAUGAUGAACACUUGUAUCAAUGUCCUGAAACAGGUGGUGUUGUGAAACUAGGUGAUAAAACUCUCACCAUCAACGAUACUAUUCAAAUGCAUGAAAAUUUUGUGAACAAGCUCAAAACUAUGGCAUUUGAUGAAGCGUGUGAAUAUGCGAUUUGUGUACUCACGCACCAUGCUCCCUAUUUAGAAAAUACAGUAUUAGAAGAUGAAAAACCGUUGGAGACUGCAAUGGGAACUGAUCUUUCUUAUUUGUUUCAAAAACGAUCGAAUAUAACUUUUUGGGGAUUUGGUCACACGCAUCGAAAUGCAAGAAUUUCAUUGCCGAAUAAAAAAUCUGAAGGAGGAAAAACAAUUCUAGCCACCAAUCAGCUGGGAUACAUUCUAAAGUUGGGAUUGGAGAAAAUUAAAUAUGAACAAACAAAGGAUGGAGAAUCUGCUGUGGCUACAAGUCAAUUGGGAAAGGAAGUAGAAAAUACAGACCUACCUUAUUCGAAUGAUGUAGUGUUUCGAAUUCCGUUACUGAGAACGAACACUCAAUGUAAUUCUUCGAAAUCGAUCUACCAUGGUGAAUGA